AUGUUAGGAGGAAAAUAUUUAAAUUUAAGACUUUUCAGUGAAAAAAAAAACUCCCUCACAAAUAAUAUUUUGGAAAAUACAAUAAACAAUAGUUUGCAAAAUGAAAACAAAUUUGAAAAUCAUGAAGAAAAAACAAAAAAUUAUAGAGAUAAAAGAAUUAUACAUGAGGGAUGGUUAAAUAAAUGGACAAAUAUUAUUGGUAGCUAUAGACCCAGAUAUUUUGUUUUAGAAAAUGGAAUUUUAAGAUAUUCUAUAGACAAAUAUGCACCAACUAAAGAAACUUUUGUUUUAUCUCACUGUAAAAUUCGAGUAUGCCCUGAUGACCCAUUGCAUUUUGAAAUUGAAACAAGUGAACAAGGAAUUUUAUAUUUAAAAGCAGAUUUACCUGAACAAAAACAUAAGUGGUAUAUUUCAUUUAAAAAGGCUCAGUUAAAUUAUUUGCAUGGGGGUUAUAAAAAAAGUUACAUAGACAUUAAUAAUUUUAAUAAUAGUAUGUCAAAAAAUUCUUCAUUUUUAACUAGCAUUAUAAAAAAUACAAAUGAUUUUAAUGAAAGUAAAAGUAACAGCACUUUUGGUGACAUGAUACAAAAUAAUGGCAUACAGAAGGUGGAGAAAUUUGAUAAAGAAGCUUCAGGAUCUACUUUUGAUCAUUCUAAUAGCAUUUUAAAAACAGAUAGUAGUAAAAAAUUAAAUUUAGACGAAAUUUUUAUAUGCUGUACUGAUUUUGAAGAUAAAAGCCCUACUUUAUGUUUAAUGGAAAAUAUUGUAUCUUUAAAAGAAAUAACUAGAGAUAUCAUAAAAAAUUCUCAAUAUAAUCAAGCUAAAUCAAUUUUAAAUAAAAUAAAAUUAUCUGACCCAGAUAAAAUAAGUUUUAAUUACAUGAGUUCAUUACUAUCUCAAUUAACUAGUUCUAUAGAAUAUAUUGAUAUAAUAAUAGAAAAGUAUAUCGGUUGUAGUGAAAUGCUACUUAAAGAAGAAAAUAUUCAAUCAAAAUGUAUGAACAAAUCAUUAAAACUAUUAGCUAAACAAAAUUAUUUCCUUGAAAAAUCUCAAGAAAAGAAAAUAUUUGGUGAUUUGGACAUAAAAGUAAAAAAUAAAUUGGAAAAAUUAAAUAUUUACGAAAGUGAUCAGGAAAGUGAAGAUUUGUUUUUUGAUUGCGAUGAAGAAUUUUCUGAUAAAAAUAUUAAAUCAAAUUUCUCUAUUGAAAAUGACUCUUCAAGAAGCUCGAUUGAUAUAGGUGAUACUGAAGAAAAUAUGAAAAAACAUGCAAUAAAUAAAAAGAAAAAAAAAGAAAAAAAUAUAAAUGCUUUAAAAGGUAAAUUGGAAUUAAGUGGUGAUUCUGUAAAUAAUGACAUUGGAUAUAAAAAAAAAAUUAAUGCUCAUGAAAGUUUUGAUGAUCAAGGUUUAGAAAGGGCAUAUAAAACACAAAAAAAGAAUAAAAUGUUUAAUAACACUCCAGAAAACUUAGAAAAUAAAUAUAAUAGCAUUCAAAGAGAGGAAGAAGAGAACAUAAAUGAUUACCAAAGUAAUAAAAAAAAAAAUAAUGUAUCUAUUGUUAAGAAUAAAAAUGAUGGCAUUGUAGAUUAUAAUAAUAAAGAUGAAGAUAAAACAGAUAUUUACUCUCAAAAUAGUCAUGAAUCUGAUAUUCAUAGUAAUGAUAACGAUAAUGAGAAAAAUGAUUAUAGUCUUAUCCGUUUAUGCAGUACAGAAGAAAACAAAUCAAUAAAUUUUGGUAAAAUAGAUGUUUAUACGGAUAAAACAAUUAAAAGAAGAAAAAAAUUACCAAGCCCCAGAACUGAAAUAAAAAUAAGCUUGUGGUCUUUACUAAAAGAUUGUAUAGGUAAAGAUCUUUCCCGUAUAGGUAUGCCCAUUUAUCUGAAUGAACCAUCUUCAUUUCUUCAAAGGCUUGCUGAAGAUUUUCAGUAUAUUUAUUUGUUAAAAUAUGCAUCAAAACAGGUAGAAAGUACAAGCCGACUAGCAUUUGUAACGGCAUUUACUAUAUCACCUUAUGCAUCAGUAAUUGGCCGAACAUUCAAACCCUUUAAUCCAUUAUUAGGUGAAACAUAUGAAUUGACUCACCGGAAAUUUUAUUUUAUAUCAGAACAAGUUGUUCAUCAUCCACCUAUUACUGCUUAUCAUUGCCAUAAUGAUUAUAUGGAAAACUUUGCUAGCAUAAUAGUAAAUGUACAAAUAUUAGGAAAAUCUAUAGAAGUAACUAUACCUGGGUCAAAUCAUCUUAUAUUAAAAUAUAAAAAAAAAUGUAGCAAUAGAAAAAGUUUGAACAAAGUUACAAAAUUGAAACCAAAUAAAAGUAGUUCUGAUAAAAAUAUUUACUAUCAAAACGAAAUAGAACAUCAUGAAAAAAACUUAAUCAAAAAAGAAGUUAACACAAAAUCCCAUAUUGAAAUAAAUGAUAAUCAUAUUUGUAAUGAAACUUCUAAUAAUAACAAUAAUGUAAAAAAUUAUGUUCAAAAGUCUAAUUUUUGUCCGAUUGAAAAAAAAGAAGAUUUAAAUAAAAAUUAUCUAUUCGAGAAAUAUAUAGAAAAUCAUGAAAAUACAACAGAUAAAAAAUAUAAAUCAGAGGAAAGUGUUGAAGAAAAUAAUAAAAUUUCUUUAUCGAAGCAACAAAAUAAAAAUGAAAUAAAAAAUUAUGGAAAUAAUGAUAUGAAUGAAAAUAAGAAUUGUGAAUAUAAUGAUUGUGAUAAUAAUUUCCCUAGUACACAAAAUAUGAAUAAAUUAAAUGAAGAUAACAUCAAAGAAGUAAAUUUAUUAAAUAAAAAUAGCAUAAUAGAAAAUGAAAUAGAAAGUAGUGAAUAUAUAAAAAAAAAAAAAAAGGAAGGAGGAAAAGAGAAGAAAAAAACAAAGAAUUAUAAUAGUGGAGGAAAAAAUGAAUAUGGUUAUGAGCACUAUACCUAUCAAAGAGCAAAUAUGAUUAUUCACAAUAUUAUAUUUGGAAAAUUAUGGGUAGAAUUGCAUGGAAAUAUAUUAAUAAGAAAUCAUAAUAACGGAGAUUUUUCUAUAGUUCGUUAUAUAAGAAAAGGAUGGUUUGAUAAAGAAAUACACAAGGUACAAGGAAUUGUAUGUGACAGAUUUAAAAAUGUUAUUUUUUUUCUUUAUGGGAAAUGGUCCCAAGAAAUUUACAUAGCUUACGUAAAAAAUUUGAAAAAACAGCAAUAUGAUACGUAUUUCUUUAACGAAGAUGGGACAGAAAAUACACAAUACUUUAAUAGAAAUACUCUAAAUGAUUUUAUUAACAAUUUUGACUGGCAAUUUUAUGAGAGUAAUAUAGAAAAUUUAAAAGGUGUGUGCGUAUGGAGAGCACAAAAAAGACCUAAAAAUAGUGAUAUGUAUUAUGGAUUUAAUUAUAUGACAGUAGAAUUAAAUGAAAUAACACCUGAAUAUGACAGGUCAUCUGGCGCAUCCAUAGCAUGUACAGACAGCAGAUUUCGUCCAGAUCAGAGAAAUUAUGAAAAUGGAAACAUAGAAAUUGCUAUGCAUGAAAAACAGAGACUUGAAAAUAAACAAAGACAGAACUGGAAAAAUUAUGGAACAAAUGAUUCUUAUAAGCCAAAAUGGUUUUAUAAGCAUAAAGACCCAAUAUAUAAAGACAAUGAUAUUUAUUUAUUUAAUCAUAAAUAUUGGCUUGCCAAAAAAAAUAAGGAGUUUUCAGAUUCACCUGAUAUAUUUUAA
Molecule: messenger RNA, 3690 nt
Organism: Plasmodium relictum
Lineage: Eukaryota; Apicomplexa; Aconoidasida; Haemosporida; Plasmodiidae
Product: oxysterol-binding protein-related protein 2
Exons: 1
Coding region: 1-3690 (1229 amino acids)
Cellular component (GO): membrane; cytosol; intracellular membrane-bounded organelle
Molecular function (GO): sterol binding
Source: RefSeq, a predicted model, not a curated record